AUGCGUUACUCUACCAUCAUCGUUGCCGUCGCUGCGUCGACCGUCUCGGCCUACUCCUACGACAACUCCACUGAGUACACUUCCACCGAGGUUGUGACUUCCUACACCACCUUCUGCGCUGAGCCCACCGAGUACGUCGAGGCCGGCCACACCUACACCGUCACUGAGCCCACCACCUUGACCAUCACCGACUGCCCUUGCACUCUGACCAAGACUUACUCGACCGCUGCUCCCGUCGAGACCCCCGUCGAGACCCCCGUUGAGUCCGAGUACCCCGUCGAGACUCCCGUUGAGACUCCCGUUGAGUCCGAGUACCCCGUCGAGACCCCCGUCGACACUCCCACCUACGUUGUGCCCCCCAUGUCCACCGGCACCGGCACUCCCCCCAGCUACGGAAACGAGACCUCGUCUUCCCCCAGCUACGCUCCCUCGACCGCUCCCCCCGCCGCCUCGGCCACCGAAGUCUUCGAAGGUGCUGCCAACCGCGCCACCGUCGCCGGUGGUGCCCUCGCCGGUGUCCUCGGACUCGUCGCCUACCUCCUGUAA
Messenger RNA from Tricharina praecox, 546 nucleotides. RefSeq lists its product as uncharacterized. The record is from RefSeq and is a predicted model, not a curated record. The transcript has 2 exons. The coding region runs from base 1 to 546 and encodes 181 amino acids. Gene Ontology annotation, cellular component: fungal-type cell wall. Gene Ontology annotation, molecular function: structural constituent of cell wall. NCBI's taxonomy places the organism in Eukaryota, Fungi, Ascomycota, Pezizomycetes, Pezizales, Pyronemataceae. Gene Ontology annotation, biological process: fungal-type cell wall organization.